GCUAACCUGAUAUUUAUUUACGUUGUCAUCUAUUUAGCAUUACACCAUCUUUAUGCAAUUAGUGGCCAAGGACACAAGUAUUUGUGGUCUUUCAAAUGUAUUUUAUACAUUUCAGAGGCUUUGGCCACAAUGGACAACUGCAAUCCUGAAUAACUGGUUAUUUAGUCACGCAGUCUACUGACUGAGAAUGCUUUUUCUCGAAAUUCACAAUCGCGCAGUUGAGGAACUUUUGUUGGUGAGGUUCGAAAACGCCCUUCAAGGGUAGGUCGUUUGGCUUUGAUUACUCAUUAAUCUAAUCGCCAGCUUGAAGCAUGAAAAAUUUGACCACACGGUUUCCGAUUUUGACGGCGCCGUUUAUCGACUGCACACUGUGCCCAAUGAUCGGUCGAAAAUCAUGGUCAGCAUUUAUUUGCAUUUUUCUCGAGAGUUACAGGCUUUUGGAGCCACUGAGCUUCUCCAGAGAGAAUACGGCCCACAUUUUUGCGCGGAGUCCGAACAAGGCUUCACUGUAUCUCUAGUCUACGAUCUCAACCACCUGUCGGGGGACAGUCAGUAUUUUUCCAACUUGGCUCGCCAAGCUUCUCUUUUGAAAAGGAACUGUUUUGCUGCCAUCUUCGAGCGAUUUGUUGAAUUCCACUCGCUGGGAGAAGAAGCUGUUGGUUCUAAGCGCGCUGUUCUUCAUUACCGCCCGGACGAGACGCUUUACAUACAGGCUCAAGGUGAUCGUGUCACGGUGAUUUUUAGCACUGUUUUCAAAGAACCUGAUGAUGUGAUAAUUGGCAAGGUAUUUCUUCAGGAACUGACAGAAGUACGGAGGCGAAUAGACCGAGCUCCCCAAGUGCUAUAUUCCCAAAGCACUCCACCUGCCGAACUUCAGGGGACAGACGCAGUCGUAGGGGACAAUGUGGCGUACAUAACCUUUGUGUUGUUCCCACGACAUCUGACUCCGGAGGCAGCACCUCGUACAACAAACUUGAUCCACACGUUACGCAACUACUUACACUAUCACAUCAAGUGUUCCAAAGGCUAUAUUCACCGACGAAUGCGGGCCAAAACCCACGAGUUCAUCAAAAUCCUCAACCGUGCUCAUCCGCAGUACGCCACACUGCCUGUGGUCAAUGUUGGUCCUGCACCAGCGAGGCUUUCGUACAACGCCAGCUACUUCAGUCUGUACAGUCAGGACGAUUCGGUGAUUGAUGCAAACGGGAUUUGCAACCAUGAUUCGAAACAUCCAGAUUCAGACUUCCCUGAACCACCUACCGAAUUUGGCUUUGUGAACGGGUACAACUGAGCUAACCCGUGGCUAGUCAUUAUCGCCUUGUCAUUGCCACUUACUGUCCUGUAUUCCCCUGUAUACUUUGUGGGGAAUAUACGCGACUUGCGUACAUUCAUCAUUAGUUGUGUGAUUGCAUCUGUGAGCAUUUAUGGUCCAUCCUGGUCUGCAUUUCAUUUUGGUUCUUUUGGAACUGCCUGGCUAGGCAUGAAUGAUAUUUUUGUUUUCUACCAUUUUUGGGACCUGGGACGCAUUCUCACUACUGACAUGUUCUACUUGGCCUUAUAUAACUAUGCAUUUGUUCCUUCAUAUAUGAACAACACUUUGAUACUGCUUCUAGGCAGAAAGUUG
Messenger RNA from Opisthorchis viverrini, 1624 nucleotides. RefSeq lists its product as hypothetical. Bases 395 to 1291 code for a protein of 298 amino acids. NCBI's taxonomy places the organism in Eukaryota, Metazoa, Platyhelminthes, Trematoda, Opisthorchiida, Opisthorchiidae. The record is from RefSeq and is a predicted model, not a curated record. Gene Ontology annotation, cellular component: actin cytoskeleton; Arp2/3 protein complex. Gene Ontology annotation, biological process: Arp2/3 complex-mediated actin nucleation; actin filament polymerization. Gene Ontology annotation, molecular function: actin filament binding; structural constituent of cytoskeleton. The transcript is spliced from 5 exons.